CGCUGGGACUCCCAGUAAAGUGUAGUGGUGAUGUUGUGGUGAUCCACGCUGCCGACACCUCUCUUCAGCGUUAUCUCGUGCAAGUACACCGGCCUGGGAGAGCUCACCACGCAUGGAGUUUGAGCUCGACCCGUGUGGUGGCAACACUGGAGAUGUCGCAGAUCAACGGCAAAGACAAUGAGCCUUUCAACAGUGACGGCAGUGACUACGAGAGCUUGCCACCUCAUGUCUCAGUGAUGACCCACAUGACAGCAGGAGCCGUUGCUGGCAUACUGGAGCACACGGUGAUGUACCCGGUGGACUCUGUCAAGACAAGGAUGCAGAGUCUGCAGCCGGACCCGAAUGCUCAGUACAGAGGUGUGAUUGAAGCUCUGAAAAGGAUUAUCCAGACUGAGGGGUUCUUCAGACCGCUGAGAGGCCUCAACAUCACCAUGAUCGGCGCGGGUCCCGCUCAUGCGCUCUACUUCGCCUGCUACGAACGGGUCAAACGUUCCCUAAGUGACGUCAUUCAGAGCGGAGGCAACAGCCAUUUAGCCAAUGGUAUGGCAGGUAGUGUGGCCACUGUUCUCCAUGAUGCAGUCAUGAACCCAGCUGAAGUGGUGAAGCAGAGGAUGCAAAUGUAUAACUCGCCAUAUCGGGGGCUUUUGGACUGCGUUCGGACAGUGACGCGCACCGAGGGCAUCGGGGCCUUCUACCGCAGCUACAGCACACAGCUGACCAUGAACAUCCCCUUCCAGGCCGUUCACUUCAUCACCUACGAGCUGAUGCAGGAACAGUUAAACCCCCACAGACUUUAUCACCCCGGCACCCACAUAGUGUCAGGAGCAGCAGCAGGAGCUGUUUCCGCAGCCAUCACCACUCCACUUGACGUUUGUAAAACUCUGCUUAACACGCAGGAGAACGUUGCACUCAACUCCAUGAACAUCAGUGGCCAUUUAUCAGGAAUGGCGAAUGCCUUCAGGACAGUGUACCGGCUCGGCGGCUUUGGAGCCUUCUUCAAAGGGAUCCAAGCUCGGGUUAUAUACCAGAUGCCCUCCACCGCCAUUGCCUGGUCAGUGUACGAGUUUUUCAAGUACUUCCUGACGAAGCAGCAGAUGGAACAAGAGCAAAGACCCGGCUCCCUGUAAUGGAAACCUCACCUGAUGAAAGAAGGCUCCAACUUGAGGCAGCGUAGGCUCACUGUGUGCUAUUUGAGGAAAUAACAUCUGUCAUUAUCUCAAAGGGAAGUCACCGUGGUGGAGGUGCGACAAAGAAUGGCACUCCUUAUUGUUCACUUAGGUCAAUCUAUGUGGGUUUUCAAGUUAGGAUGAUGUUGCACAACCAGGAUAUGCGACAGAGAUGGCUAUUCUUAAAGGACAGAUAACAUGUAGAAUAGCUGAACAGUAGUCUUUUUCCUCCUCCACCCCACAAACACAUCAACCACAACUAUCCAGUAUCUUUUCUACAUGUGGUGACCUUAUAAUUAAGUUGUCUUGAAUGAUGUUUAUAGUUCUUAAUAUUGGAACUUUUUAUUUAUUUGGUUAGCUUUCUGAGGCUUGUAUUUUAUGGAUGCGGAAGAAACACAAUGCUGUUUGCUUGUUUUAUUUCACUGUGUAUUUAUAAAGAACUAUUUCGACACAUUCCUUACUUUCACUCCACGGCGAAAGGAACAGUUGCGCCUUCCAAGUGCCUCAUAAAUAUUAAAGGCUGCUUCACCUUUGUCUCUUUUGCACUGUGACUUUCGACAGAGCAAAUCCUUAUUAUCAUAUUUUUGUUUGGUCCAAGCUGUAUCCAAAAAGCUUCUUAAGAUUCUGUGAUGGGAUUAAAUAUGAUAGUUGGUCUUCAUGUUAUAACUGGUCAAAUUUGUCAAAUCUAUGCACACAAAAGUGGUGAUUUGCAAAAUUUUCAGUUAGUAUCCCUGUCACCAAUUGCUCAAAUGCCAGUCUGCAGCAAUUCUGUCUUUUUUCUCUUUUUUUUUUGUUACUGCUUUAAGUGCAAAACACCCUUGUUUUCUUGAGAGAACUGCAGUCUCUCUCAGUAUUAAGGUUUUUAGGCCGUAACGGUCCAGUCAUUUGCCUUGUUGAAGUGCAGCACUACCACGCUGUCGAAUCACGCACAAUAAUUGUCUCAUUUAAAGAACCUUACCUGUCGCAGAAAGAAGGCAGCUUGUUUAUAUGUGUUCACACAAACAUGAAUACAUAUUUUGUGGGUGACUCUUUCUGAGAAACUCCAUUACGCAGAUUUGAGUGUUUCUCCAGUAAGGCUGUUAUUUUGGAUGGUGGCCUUGUCUCAACCUUUACAUACAUUUGUACUGGUGUGAUGUUUCGCUUUUGAGUGACGUAUUUUAACUACAGUAUGUGUGUCAUAUUGACCUUGAACCUAAAGGUUGUAGAUUGUAUAUAAAAUAUUUUCAGAGUGUAAGAUUUGCUGAUACAGCGCAGACUUUUCGUGAUCCAUCAUAUUGUUAGUUUUGUUUGGAAACCGUCUUUGUUACCAUGAGACCGUGAGUAUAAAACCUAAUCAAAUCAGCUGGUGAGCAGGCAAAACUAUUUCUUUUUUUCCGCUCAUCCUGUUGUACUUACACAUUUCCUGUGUGCUCACUGCUCUCUUUAGCGUCUUGACUAUUUUCCACUCGGUAGUCAAGACAUUCCUUCAGAUAUUGAUGUAAUCCAGCAGGCAGCCAGAUUUAUUUGUUUUUAAUUACAGAGUUUUUCUUCCUCUGGCAAAGUUCAGAGAGUUCGUCAGACUCCAGCGGUCUCACAAACCCUUUAGAAGCAGAUUCAUUAUUCUUGUACAGUAGGGUAAUUGUUAAUAUACCAAAGACAUGCAUUGUAUUAUUCUAUGCAUCUUACUUUGAACCUGUAAUGAUGUGUGUGCCUGCCUGCUGUGAAUUGUCAUUUUUUCCCCUUACAGUUUCCAUUCAGUAUAGCCUUACAUUCUCUCUAUUCUCAUUUAGGUCUAGAAGCUUAUUUUCUAUGUUUGGACUGUGUUGAAAGUCUUUCUGCCUCAGCAUUGUUUAAAAGGUGAAACAUCCUGCAAAAACGUCUCAUCGACUACUAAAAUACUUGAGCAAAGGCAGUAAAAGUGGAAGUUUUAUGUUGUAAGUUUUCACUAUAUUUGGAAACGUUAAAGAUUGCAUUUUGAUCUAAUUUUUAUUGUUCAAUCUGUCUUUUUAGACUAUAUAAAAUAUUUAUAUAAGCUAUAGUUGCACAUGCAAUGUAGAUUUCACAUGAAUGGAUGAAAAGUUUUGUCUGCUUGAAUAUAAUCGUGGCAACUUUAAUCAGCAUGGAUUCACACAAAUUAGCUAAUCAUGUUGUAAAAUGAAGCCAGUAAGACUUGAUUUUUUUUUUUUUUUUUUUUGCAGUAUACUUGCAACCCUCCUUUUGAGGUGUCAAUUCAUAAUUCUCAAACCAUGUUGUGUCCAAGUACUUUUUUAUCAUGUUGUAGUAGUGUUAUGAUUGUGCUCAUUUUCUAGUACAUGCUUACAUUUUAAAGGAGAUAGCAGAGCUGAUAUACUAUGUGGGGAAUUUCCCAAAUGUAAAUAUUUUAAUGCUAUGUACGCACAAAUGAUUGAAAUGGGAGUUGGGAUGAUUUUCGCUGAGUGCCAUCUCCAGACGAGGAGUGCUUGGCAGUCGCACCAUGCAAAUAUGAAAUAAUUGUGAUGAUGCUGCUACAGUAAUGUAACACUGGAGCUGAAAUAAACAUGCAAGUGAGAAA
This is a messenger RNA of Thunnus maccoyii (southern bluefin tuna), 3696 nucleotides long. It is a transcript of the gene slc25a37, whose product is annotated as solute carrier family 25 member 37. The record is from RefSeq and is a predicted model, not a curated record. Gene Ontology annotation, biological process: iron import into the mitochondrion. Gene Ontology annotation, cellular component: mitochondrial membrane. Gene Ontology annotation, molecular function: ferrous iron transmembrane transporter activity. The coding region runs from base 153 to 1127 and encodes 324 amino acids. The transcript has 4 exons. NCBI's taxonomy places the organism in Eukaryota, Metazoa, Chordata, Actinopteri, Scombriformes, Scombridae.